CUCAAAACGUUUCGAAAAAAUAAAAUAGACAAAAUCCACAUAUUUUUCAGAUAGUUUCGCGUUAUUUUUACUAACUACAAUACAAAUUUAUGAAUAUUUUCUUUUACAAAACUGAAAUAAAUUCAACAAAUAAAAUAAACAAAAAUUCGAAUUCUUAAACAUCGCUAAAAAUAAAUGUAUAGAAAUUAUCACGGCAACUGCUGCUGCUGUACUGAAUAUAAUUUAAAUAACUUAAACCAUUGCUGCCAUUUCCUGACCCCAUCUUGUGACUUAAACUGUUGUCCAUGUGAAUUGCAUUGCUAUCACGCAACUAAACGUUUGCCUCAAUCAUAUCGUAAACUAACGACCAUGCCUCCAAAACUAAAUACAACAAGCGAAACUUCUUCGGGCAAAAAUAGUGCAAAAUUAAAAAAGAAAACAAAACCGAAAAAAGGCAGUAAAAAUGGCGUACAAAGCAGAGAUUCAGCUAUUGAAAAAAUUUCACUAAAUGAUAGAAUAGCCAGUAUUACUAGCUCUAAUAGUGAAAAUCCCAGACGCAGCUUUCCAGACGGGAGUAAUAAUGUGCGUUUGUCGCAUUCUGAAAGUUUGGUAGGAAGAAGAUCGAGUACUGGCAGUGGAAACAACGGCAUUCAGAAUUCCGAUUCCUAUUGUAACUACCAAUGUGUUUGUAGACCCUCGAAGGGUUGCCUGGGGAAACCAGCAAUCAAUUUUAAUCUGCUCACACACAAUGGUAUGCCCAUUAAGCAAACCUAUCCAGAUAGGGGUCCAAGUUACAGAAUAAGUAGUAAUCACAUAAAACAGAAUGAGUUCAAUUACAUUGCUUUGGAAAACUUACCACCGCCACUAAAUAGCAAUAGAAUCUCCAAUAACUCAAGAAAUUCUUAUACAACUCAACCCAGUUAUGUUAGACAAGGCUACAAUAAGUCUCCACAUCAAUCUCAUUUAUCUUCAGUCUCAAAAUCUAGUACCCGUUUAAACUGUCAGCACUCUGCAAAGAAAUGCUCACUCACUAAAAAUCUAUCUUGCUCAUGCAAUUGCAAUCUCUGCCGUAAAACAUCACCCACGGGAACCAGCUCCGUAAGAUCAUCUAGACAAUCGUUUUCAUCCUCGAAAAGUUGCCCUCAACUGGAUGUUAUUAAUGAAGAAGAAGCUGAAAAUGAAGAAUAUGCUAAUUUCGUUAGUAACCAAAGUUUUCGAAAUUCAACAGAGUCUUAUACAAAGCCUGAGUCUCGCUCAAAACCAAUUGUAACAGGCACGCCUAAAAUACAAAAAUCUUUAGAAGAUUCUUGCGCAGAUUUCUUAAAUAUUGUUUGUGACAAUAUUUUGGAAUCCGUACAAAAAUCUGUCGAUAGUAAGCUGCAAGAAUAUAGCAGCAAUGUAGUACAAAAUUUCGAGAGCCUGGGACAAAAGUUGGAAAAGAGUGAAUCAGCUGUGAAAAGUUUGUGUAUGGAAAUUAUGGAAAAAAUGACUGAGCAAAACAAAAAUAAUUUGGUACAAAUUUGUUCAGUUGUACAAAAUCUAGUGGAAAAUCAAACAGCCAAUCAAUAUGCCAUGACAAGAAACAAUUGUCAAGAUAAAGAAUGUCAGUGUGAGCCAGAGAUAAAGGAAGAGAAUGAAUUCAUUACAGAUGUUGUACAAGAUAUUAAUAAUGGGAAUGCUCUUAAGGAAGAAACCACAAUGGCUGCUGAAAUACAAUUGUGUACAUGUUGCCAUUGUAAUGAUACAAAUCCUUCGUUAAAUGAGAAAAAUCCUAAGGAAGUAACCACAAAUAAUGCUAAAAAUGACGAUGGUCGUAUGGAGAAAUCGACAAGUGAUGCUAAACCACAGAGGUGUAGUUGCUGCCAUUGUAACGAUGCGAAUUCUGCCCACACAUUAGCGCUAUAUAAAUCAUAUUCCAGCAGUACCAUAGAAGAACAAAUUGACCAUCCUCUUCGCUCUACAGAACAAAGUGGUCUUAUGCAAAACGCCCACUCGUUUGGGAGAAAUGAAGGUGGUAGGGAAGAUGAUAUAAAAUUAUUGACACUACCCAUUAAAUAUCCUCCACAAGAAGAUUCUUCACCCAGGAGCUCUACUGGAAGAGAUGAUUUAAGAAUUGUGGGAAAGCCUGUACAAUUUUCUCCUUCAGAAGUGGCUUCUCCUAGGAAAUCAUGUGUAAGAUGUAUGAAUUUAAAUAAGGAGGAGGAUAUACCAAUUUCCAAGCUAUAUCCACCACCUGAAGAGGAAACUUCAUCAGCUAGAGCAUUAAAUUCUCAGCAUGAUAUUUCUCCGCAAAUGUUUACAACUUUUAGUUUAACACCUUCUGGGAAGACCAUCUUCAAUUGUAACUGCUCUAAGGAGUGCAAGUAUGAUGGUAGCGAUAAUGUAAGUGUGUGUGUUAAAUCGGUUUGUAGAAAUAUUUAUGAUAAUUAUGAUACGAGUGGUUAUGCCACCGAACCAGAGGACAAUAAUGACCCAGCAGCUAGCAAUAGUGCACGCAAGAAAUUGCAAAAGAAGGCUUCCAAGCAACAGUGCAGUUCUCAGACUUUAAUGGCAAUUGGUCAGGAAAUUGUAAAUGGUAGACAGAUAAGCAGAAGAACCAGUAAAACGAAUUCUUCCAAGGAUAGUAAUGCAUCGCCAACAAGAUUAUCGCGUUUGUAAUUAUGGUUUAAUAUUUUUAUUAAACCUUUCACUUUUUGCCUAAAAGAAAUCCUAAAAACUUGUAAAAUAUCAUUUAUUUGGAAUGCAAUUACUUAUUUUGAAUAA
Molecule: messenger RNA, 2742 nt
Organism: Calliphora vicina (urban bluebottle blowfly)
Lineage: Eukaryota; Metazoa; Arthropoda; Insecta; Diptera; Calliphoridae
Product: serine-rich adhesin for platelets
Exons: 2
Coding region: 175-2637 (820 amino acids)
Source: RefSeq, a predicted model, not a curated record